Molecule: messenger RNA, 2556 nt
Organism: Egretta garzetta (little egret)
Lineage: Eukaryota; Metazoa; Chordata; Aves; Pelecaniformes; Ardeidae
Gene: SRL
Product: sarcalumenin
Exons: 9
Coding region: 1-2466 (821 amino acids)
Molecular function (GO): GTP binding
Source: RefSeq, a predicted model, not a curated record
AUGGCCCACGUGGCUGGGGCUGGCAAAGCUCCCCAGCACAGCCGGGAGCCCCGGCGGGGGCCAGCACCCACCUCGGGCUGGGUGAUGGCUCAGGAGCCCAGGCUGGAGGAGAAGGCAGCCAACGGCAGCCCUGAGGAGAACCAAGAUGGCAGCCCCGCCAAUGCCUCCUUGCCCAGCACCGCUGAGGAGGGACAUGGCGAGGGGGAGGAAGAGCCAGUGGGUGGCCUGAGCAGGGGCCUGGGGCCAGGGGAAGGCCAGCCAGAGGAGACCACCAUGGAGAAGGGCCAGGAGGGGCCUGGCAAGGUGCAGGGCCCAGGGGAGGAUGCCAUGUUGGGCACCCCUGAGGCAGCACAUCAUGAAGAGAACCGCCUGCCCGGCCCACAAGAUGGCUUCCGUGCCCAGGAGGAUGAGGAGCCCAGUGCUGAGGAUGGAGCCUCUAAGGAGGACGGGCAGUCUGGGGAAGAGAAAAAGGAGGAGCCAAAAGCAGUGUCUGCUCCCAAGGGGGGAGAGGAAGGGGACGAGCAGAGCUCGGAGGAAGAUGGUGAGCAGGAGGAGUCUGAGGAAGAUGAACACGGCGAGUCUGAGGAAGAUGGAGGUGAGGGAGAGUCUGAGGAGGAGGGAGAGUCUAAGGAGGAGGAAGAGUCUGAGGAAGAUGAUGCUGGGGCAGUGGGGCCAGAGGAUGGAGCUGAAGAGAGCAACAGGGAAGCGGCCAGUGCUUCUGGCAAAAACAGCCACGGCAAGCAAGCAGCUGCCGGCAAGGGAGAAGCCUGGGAUGGCCCUGCCAGCUGCCAUCACUCACCCUGCAGGGAUGCAGCAGAAGACCCCACAGCAGCAGUGGAAGACCCACGGGCAACAGAAGAUCCCCCUGCAGUGGUAGAAGACCCAUCAGCAGCAGAAGACCCACCAGCAGUGGUGGAAGACCCACCGGCAGCAGAAGAUCCCCCGGCAGCGGUGGAAGACCCACCAGCAGCAGAAGACCCCCCUGCAGACAAGCCAUCACUGGCAGAAACCGAGAGCCCACCUGGCCACAGCGCCCACCCUGCUGCCGCCAAGCCCCGGCACGGCCAGAUAGAAGAGGUUGAAGAUGCCAGCGAGCCGACCAAGCGCGACCGGUCCCACUUGGAGAACACCCUCAAGCUGAACGAGGACAAACCUGCUGAUGACUUCUCAGGAGUACUGCAGCGCCUGAGGAAGAUCUACCACGCCUCCAUCAAGCCCCUGGAGCAGUCCUACCGAUACAAUGAGCUGAGGCAGCACGAGAUCACAGCUUACCCCGGACGCACCCUGGGCUCCUCCGCCACAGAUGGGGAGAUCACUUCCAAGCCAAUGGUGUUAUUCCUGGGACCGUGGAGCGUCGGCAAAUCCUCCAUGAUAAACUACCUCCUGGGGCUGGACGACACUCCCUACCAGCUCUACACAGGGGCAGAACCCACCACCUCCGAAUUCACCGUCAUCAUGCACGGCCCCAAGCUGAAGACCAUUGAGGGCAUCGUGAUGGCUGCUGACAGUGCCCGCUCCUUCUCACCCCUGGAGAAGUUUGGGCAGAACUUCUUGGAGAAGCUGAUAGGAAUCGAGGUGCCCCACAAACUGCUGGAGCGAGUCACCUUCGUGGACACACCGGGCAUCAUAGAAAACCGCAAGCAGCAAGAACGAGGUUACCCGUUCAACGAUGUGUGCCAGUGGUUCAUUGACAGAGCCGAUCUCAUCUUCGUUGUCUUUGACCCUACGAAGCUGGAUGUGGGCUUGGAGCUGGAGAUGCUGUUUCGCCAGCUGAAGGGCCGCGAGUCUCAGAUCCGAAUCAUCUUGAACAAAGCUGACAGUCUGGCUACCCAGGAGCUCAUGAGAGUCUACGGUGCCUUAUUCUGGAGCCUGGCUCCUCUCAUCAACGUCACGGAGCCACCCAGGGUGUACGUUAGCUCCUUCUGGCCCCAGGAGUACCAUCCAGAUACCCACAAGGACCUGUUCCUCAAAGAAGAGAUAUCGCUCCUGGAAGAUCUCAACCAGGUGAUUGAGAACAGGAUGGAAAACAAGAUCGCCUUCAUACGCCAGCACGCCAUCCGGGUGCGCAUCCACGCCCUUUUGGUCGAUCGCUAUCUACAGACCUACAAGGACAAAAUGACCUUCUUUAGCGAUGGAGAACUGGUGUUCAGGGACAUUGUGGAAGAUCCUGACAAGUUCUUUAUCUUUAAGUCCAUUCUGGCAAAGACCAAUGUCAGCAAAUUUGACCUCCCCAACCGCGAGGCUUACAAGGACUUCUUUGGCAUCAACCCCAUCACCAGCUUUAAGCUGCUGUCUCAGCAGUGUUCCUACAUGGGAGGGUGUUUCCUAGAGAAGAUCGAGAAGGCCAUCACUCGCGAGCUUCCCGAUCUCUUGGGAAGCAUCGGCUUGGGGAAGAAGCCCAACGUCCUCUCCUGCGACAUCACCGGCUGUGGCGAAACCCCAAAGAAUCGCUACAGGAAACCUUAAGGUGUUCUGUAAUAUCACCGUCCACGUGUUCCUACCGGUGAAUGAGCUUAUGUCUUAUCUGUCCAAGAAGCCAUGGUUUGUUAACCCUUU